AUGAUUUGUUGCUUCCAGAGUAACAAACACUCCUCUUCCCCUUUUGGACCUAUUGACUUUUGAUCCCUCUCUCCACCUCAACUGUAGUUCUUGGACUCAAAGCUUCCUUCCGGCAUUUGACUAAAAGUUCUCUCCUUCAUUAUAUGAAAUCAAUUAUUCCUAGCCUCAAUCAUUCUAUGAGAGUGUAACCAUUGUCUUCAGUGCUUGUUUAUGCCUUUAUUUACGCACUGAUAUCUAUGAAUUCAUUGGAUUAAGCUUUCUUUUGCCCUGGACAAUGCUUUUCCCUUGUCCAAAUUCAAACUUCAUGGCAGUGCUAAUUAGUCGAUUCAAUUCUUCUCUUGUUUGAGUUGCCUGGAAUUUAGCCCUAUUUCUUGAUUCUGAUUUCCUUCGGAGCAUAGAGACAAGCUCUCUCUGUAUUAUUUAGUAGUUCAUAACCACGAAUUACUAGUGUUAUCCAUUGAACUUAUGCAUGGUUGUUUAAGGUGGAUAUCAUUACUGAGAAGAAAAAAAAAAAUCUUCGGAUGCUCAUUCUGAAAUAGAUUUCCCCCUGCAUUGAAGCUUGUCAUCAUUCAUCAGAAUUAUAUCGUGGAUUGACUAUCUUCCAGCCAGCACUUUCAUGUUGAGCCCUGUAAAUCUUCGCUGGUUCUAUCGAAGUCAUUGUAGAUCGACUUUGAUCUCUCUCCGAGUCCAAAUUCCUCCGAUGGGUUUAGUUCGAAGUCCGAGUAUAAGAAGUGAUGAAUCCUUGGAAGGGAUAAUCAGUGAAUAUUGCUCUCGAAAAGCUAAUAAAAUUAGGAUGCCAAGGAAGUCUUCUUCUCGCUUCAUUUGUGCCCUCACUUUUCUUCAAUUUACUUUUGCCAUAUAUGCAACCUUUCUUCUUUAUUACAUGACUCCCACCAUUGAUCUACGUUCCAAGCCAGACUUCUCAUGGGCCACUCGUAUCGCUCGAAACUGGAAGCACUUCAUCCUGCAACCCCGAAUGCUGGCAAGCUUCCGAGAGAAUCAUGUUGCAUUCUCCCCAUCUGAUGUAUGCGAGCACGAGAAGCUUGAUUUCCUACAGAAGAAGUCGGAUGAUGCACUGAUGAUCAAGCUCAAGCAGGAGCUCUACAAUGAAGUGCUGGAGUUUCAGAAGCAAAAUUCAGGAGCUGAAACACUUGCUGAGAUCAUGAGAAUGAAGUCUAAGUGGAGCUUACGAGUUUCGGAAAUCCCAAAGAUUACGGUGAUCUUAAACCAUUUUAAGAGGAAAACACUUUGUGCUCAGCUUGAUUCACUGCUACAUCAGACUUUGCCUUUCCGCCAUGUUUGGGUGCUUUCUUUUGGAAGCCCAAAUGAGCUCUCUCUUAAAAGAAUUGUCGAGAGCUAUAACGAUUCCAGGAUCAGCUUCAUUAGCUCAAGCUAUGACUUCAAGUACUAUGGAAGGUUUCAGAUGGCUCUGCAGACAGAAGCUGAUUUCGUUUAUAUUCUGGAUGAUGAUAUGAUUCCUGGAAGGAGAAUGCUGGAGAUUUUAUCACAUGUCGGGGGGACGGAGAAGUACAAGAAUGCAGUCUUGGGAAGUAUAGGAAGAAUCUUGCCUUUCAGACAGAAGGACUUUACAUUCCCGAGCUACCGAAAGUUCCGAUCAAAGGAGGCAGGCUUGUAUUUGCCCGAUCCGGCCUAUGAUAUCGCUGUCGAAAGGAUCGUGCAGGUUGACUUCUUGUCGAGUUCGUGGUUUCUCUCCGCCGAUCUUGUUAAGACUCUCUUUGUUGAGAAACCAUCUACUUUUAUGACUGGUGAAGAUCUGCAUCUCAGUUACCAGCUUCAGAAAUACAGGAAUGCUGGCUCCUACGUCUUGCCUGUCGAUCCAAAUGACAAGGAAACCUGGGGAGAUAGUGAGCACAGGCUUGCGUAUGUCUCUGAGACCACAGUAAUCUUCAAGGAUAUCGUCCGAGUCCGAGAUGAUCAGUGGUGGAGGGCCCUCUCCACUGGUUACAUUACUCGAUGGGCUGCAAUGUACCCUCAGAAGAUAGAUGCUCUCUUCUAUGCUCACUCCCUUGGAGAGGUUGAAGCACUUGCUCCUCUUCUUCAGAGGUUUCGAUCGACUGUGGGAAAGAAAGCAUACAUUGCAGUCUCAGGUGGCAGCUUCUGUCCAUGUGAAGGGGCUGCGGUUGUUCUUAAGUGGCCAAUAUCUGUUUGCAAGGAGAGAAGGUUCAAGAUCUUUGAUUUGGAGAUUGCAGCCAUCUCGGGAGCGUCCAACUCCGAGGUCCCCAUUUUACAAGCAGCGUACUCGAGCAUGAAAGGACUCGUCAAGAUUCACAACCCCAGCUUGCUCAUCGCAGUAGCUGAUAUCGAUCUUAACUUGAAGAAUGCUCUUAAAAUGGCAGCUGAAACUAAUUCGAACCGCUCUGCAUUGGUUCUCUUGCCGAGGUCUGUAAUACCCAAGGUUCUUUGGAUGCCCAAUCUACGAUCGACAGCAUUACCAAACUGGAACAAGAUGAGAGUGUCUGUUAAUAUCAUCACCCAGAACCGAGCAUCUUCUCUUCAGAGGCUCCUGAGAUCCCUGGAGAAUGCCUAUUAUCUCGGGGAUGAGAUCCCUUUGAACUUCAACAUGGACAGCAAGGUUGAUGAGGAGACACUAAAGGUUGUGGGAUCCUUCGAAUGGAAGCAAGGGCCUACGCUCACACGGAGGCGUAUCAUCCAAGGUGGGCUGAUUCGAGCUGUGAGCGAGAGCUGGUACCCGUCAUCCGACAAUGACUUCGGCCUCCUGCUAGAAGACGACAUCGAGGUCUCUCCCUACUAUUACCUCUGGAUAAAGUAUGCGCUCUUAGCCUACCACUACGACCCCCAGGUCUCGCUCCCAGAGCUCUCUUCCAUCUCUCUCUACACCCCACGCCUGGUGGAAGUAGUGAAAGAAAGGCCCAGAUGGAAUGCUACUGGUUUCUUCAAGAAGAUCCACCCCAACACCCCAUAUCUCCAUCAGCUCCCGUGCAGUUGGGGCGCAGUUUUCUUCCCCAAGCAUUGGAGAGAAUUCUACGCUUACAUGGGCUCGAGGUUCACCGUGGAUGCCAAGCAAAACCCAGUUCAGAUCCCCAGGUCCAGGACUAACGGGUGGCAAGCUUCUUGGAAGAAGUUCCUUAUCGAUAUGAUGUACCUGAGAGGAUACGUGAGCCUGUACCCAAACUUCCCUGGCCAGAUGAGCUUCUCGACCAACCACAUGGAGCCCGGCGCGCACAUCAACGCCAUGAACAAUGCGGUGAGGCACAGCAAGGAGGACUUUGAGGUGCCGCUGAUAAAAGAUGACUUCACGAGUUUAUUGCCCGGGGGGAAGCUGCCUCCUGCUUCGAAGCUGCCGGUGAUCGAUCUAUUCAACCAGCCGAUCCCUUUGAAGGGAUUGAAAGCAGCAGGGGCGAAGCUCGGGCAAGAUGUGAUCAGCUGUAGCAAAUCAGAGCUUGUUAUUGUUGAUCACAGUACCGGCUUGCCUAAGAAUUGUACCAAGUUCUGAAUAUGAUUUUUUUUAUAAAAAAAAUAGUUCUUGAUUUUUUAUGUCA
Phoenix dactylifera (date palm) is the source of this 3521-nucleotide messenger RNA. RefSeq lists its product as uncharacterized. NCBI's taxonomy places the organism in Eukaryota, Viridiplantae, Streptophyta, Magnoliopsida, Arecales, Arecaceae. The record is from RefSeq and is a predicted model, not a curated record.